Molecule: messenger RNA, 2023 nt
Organism: Oryza sativa Japonica Group (Japanese rice)
Lineage: Eukaryota; Viridiplantae; Streptophyta; Magnoliopsida; Poales; Poaceae
Product: UPF0481 protein At3g47200
Source: RefSeq, a predicted model, not a curated record
CAUGCUGCGUACGUACAAUAAGAUACAUAUUAUGGGAAACGGUGAUGACACUACUACAGAAAUGGUUUUUCUGGACGAGGCAGGGCAGCAGCAGCUGCCGGAGGUGAGGGUGAACAUAAUCCACGACGACAACGACGAUGGCGGCGACCUCCCGCCAUCGUCGCUGUCGUUCCGGUGGAAGACGAAGAAGUACCGUCUGUGGCGAGUCCCGGAGCAGGUGCGCGCCAUCAACAAGGAGGAAGCGUACGCGCCCAAGUUCGUGUCCGUCGGCCCGUACCAUCGUCGUCACGCCGGCGCCGGCGAUCGCAACCGCCUCUGCGGCGAGAAGCUCAAGAAGCGCUACCUCCACGAGCUCCUCAGGGACGUCGAGCCUGACGACCACAAGCAUGGAGGCAUCCUCCAACGCUGCAAAAGCAGCCUCCAGGAGAUUGUGGACGAUAUUCGUUGGUUUUACGCGGAGGAGGAGUACGUGCGCGAGAUGAAGGAUGAGGAGAUGGUGAGGAUGCUGCUACACGACGGGUGCUUCAUCAUCAAGCACCUCUACAACUUCGUGCAGGGGUACAACGAGGAGGAGCUGUACGCGACGCGGUGGUCGCCGGCGCAGCUGCGCAUCGACCUCGGCAUGCUGGAGAACCAGAUCCCCUUCUUCGUGCUGGAGGAGAUCUUCUACCACCUCACGCCGCGGAAGCUCCAGCGGAAGAUCACGCGCGACGUAGGCGACGACGGCAUGAUGAUCACGCCGCAGACCUUCCAGCGCAAGACGAUGAUGCGGCAGAGGAAGAGGCACAAGCUGCUGGUCAUGGCGAUGUGGUACAUGCUCAAGGGGUGGUUCGUCCUCCCCGAGGACGAGAGCGACGAGCUGUACAAGCUCAUCGCCGACAAGGAGGUCCACCACCUGCUGCACCUGCUGCACCUCGCCCACGCCCACCUCGUCAAUGUCGACGACGACAAAGGCGCCGUCCUCGGCCUCCGCCGGCGCGACGGCAGCGCCACCAACCAGCAGCAGCAGGGCCACGACAAGGACGACGACGACGCCAAGGCGAAGGCGAACAUCGUGUCGGCGGCGCAGCUGCGUGGCCUCGGCGUCAAGAUCAGCAAGGCGCCGACGAAACGCGGCGGAAUACUGGACGUGCGGCUCAGGAAUGGCCUCUUGUCGCCGGUUCUGGAGGUGCCGGCGCUUACCGUCGACCAGGGCACGGUGCAGCUGCUGCAGAACCUCGUCGCGUACGAGCAGCAGGGCACGCCACCACCGAGCAACGACGACGAGCACCCCCGGGACUACUUCACCACCUACGCCUUCCUCAUGUACAACCUCGUCAGCUCCACGGACGACAUCGCCGUGCUCCAGGAGCAGGGCGUCCUCCUCAACAACUUCGGAAGCCAUGAAACGAUCAUCGAGUACUUCAAGAACCUAUGCCGAGGUAAUCAGCGGAGCGGCACGGAGGAGAAGACACACAUCGGCAAGGUGCUGCAGGGGCUCAGGGAUUGCAGCCAGAACAAAGCGUAUCGUUACUGGGCGGAGGCCAAGAAGUACAUGGACAGCCCUGUCAAAAUCCUCGCGCUCAUCGUCUCCACUCUUCUCGCCAUCUCCACUGUCUUGCAGACUACCGUCGCCUUCUAUCCCAAAUGAUACACCUCGCCCUUCAUUCCAUGCCCAACUAAUUAUGAUCAGUUAUUUUUCGCUCCUAAUUAACUUUCAAAUUUGGAUAAAAUUUAUUUACUUGGAAUAAUGCUAGUACUACCUAACUUUUAAGUUCAUUUCGAAGAUUUAAGGCUUCAUUAAAAGCUUAAUUCAGCUUCAAAAAUAAACCCUACCCUAUUGGUAAUUAUCUUAUGUCAUCUUAGCUAUACAUAUAUAUGUGUGUGGAUUAAUUUGUGUGCGCGCUCGUGGAGUUCAGAUCCUCAGCAUUAGUGAUAUAUUUUGUCGGUGUUACCAAAAUGUUGUAAUAAUUUAAUACAUCAAAUAAGUGGGGCACCUACAAUUUGGGCCUUGAUUGAUAUUUUAAAUAAUGUGAUUAUGUAA